Messenger RNA from Columba livia (rock pigeon), 2435 nucleotides. It is a transcript of the gene CIRSR, whose product is annotated as corepressor interacting with RBPJ, CIR1. Gene Ontology annotation, cellular component: nucleus. Gene Ontology annotation, biological process: negative regulation of DNA-templated transcription. Lineage: Eukaryota; Metazoa; Chordata; Aves; Columbiformes; Columbidae. Gene Ontology annotation, molecular function: transcription corepressor activity. Bases 86 to 1597 code for a protein of 503 amino acids. The transcript is spliced from 10 exons. The record is from RefSeq and is a predicted model, not a curated record.
CUGUGACCCGGAAGGCCGGGCGGAGGCGACCGGCUGAGGGCCCUUGUCGGUGCGGGCAGCCGCUGGCCCGCUCCCCGCCGCCGCCAUGGGGAAGUCGUUCGCUAACUUCAUGUGCAAGAAGGAUUUCCACCCCGCCUCCAAGUCCAACAUCAAGAAGGUAUGGAUGGCCGAACAGAAAAUAUCAUAUGAUAAGAAAAAACAAGAAGAAUUAAUGCAACAGUAUCUGAAAGAACAGGAGUCCUAUGAUAACAGAUUGCUUAUGGGUGAUGAGCGUGUCAAGAAUGGUCUUAAUUUCAUGUAUGAGGCCCCACCUGGAGCAAAGAAAGAGGAAACUAAAGAGCAAGAAGGAGAAACUGAAUACAAAUUUGAAUGGCAAAAAGUCGCCCCUCGAGAAAAAUAUGCUAAGGAUGAUAUGAACAUCAGAGAUCAGCCCUUUGGUAUCCAGGCAAGUUACAUAAAUUUCACUCUGUGGAUAUCUUGGGUGUAUUUCAAAUAUUAUCUAACUGCAGAACCGGACUCUCUUAAUCUUAUCAUCUGUUUCUCAGUGCGGAAUGUGAGAUGUAUUAAAUGCCACAAGUGGGGUCAUGUAAACACUGAUCGCGAAUGUCCUUUAUUUGGCCUUUCUGGAAUCAACGCAAGUUCAGUCUCCAGUGAUGGUUCAGGGCCAUCAAUGCACCCCUCGGAGCUAAUAGCGGAGAUGAGAAACAGUGGGUUUGCACUGAAACAAAAUGUGCUGGGGAGAAACUUGACCGCGAAUGAUCCAUCACAGGAAUUUGUUGCAAGUGAAGAUGAUGAUCCAGAAGUUGAAUUUUUAAAGUCACUGUCAACCAAACAGAAACAGAAACUUCUAAGGAAGUUGGACCGUCUGGAGAAGAAAAACAAAAAGAAAGACAGAAAGAAGAAAAAGCAGCAAAAGAAAAAGAGCAAAAGUAAACACAAGAAACAUAAGACGAGAUCCUCUUCCUCAUCCUCCAGUGAGACUUCAGGAAGCAGCAGUGAGAGUGAGACUGACAGCAGAGAUAAAGCAGCACAAAAGAAGAUGUAUUCUAAGAAAAGGAAAAAAGACAAGAUUUCAGAGGCUAGCAGCAGCAGCAGCAGCAGCAGCAGCAGCGAUUCAGAAGGAAAAGCAAAGACCAGGAAGCAAAAAGUUUCUGAAAAUCUCUCCAGUAGGCACGGUAACAAGGACAGAGAUGGGGAGAAGUACAGACUUUUAAAGCAAGAUAGUUCUGCAGAGAACAACCAACGGAGCUCCCGUGAGGGGGAAAGUAAGUCCAAAAGCAGAUGCCACAGCAGCAACAACAGAGAGACUGAGAGAAAGGAGAGGGAUGGCAGAAGCCGAAGCGUGGAUGAGGGGAGCAGGAGAAGCCCUUGCACAAGUCACAGCAGUUCCAGGCAAAGGCAAAUACGAAAAAGUCCAAGUCAAAGCCCUGGUGAAGAGCGGCACAGGAAAAAUGAAACCAGAAGCCCCAGCACAGAGGUGCACAGAGAGAAGAAAAAAUGUAGAGAGAGGUAUGGGGACAAGUGCAGCAAAGUGGAACACAGAGACAGGAGCAGACGCAGUAGAAGCAGAAGCAGAGAGAGGAAAAAAAACAGAUAGUGUAGGGGACAGGUGCAAACAAGAAUGUCUCCAAUUUUUUGAUGAAUACCUUUAACAAGGGCUCAAUUACAUGUUGCUGUUCGUUUUCCAGUCCCUGUAACUAGCAUAUAGUCAACAGCAUAAUUUCUAUAAUGUUGGAAUAUUUGUAAAUUAGGUAUAAAUGUUAUGAUAUUUUUCUUACUGUAUAAAUAUACUUGUUGGCAAAUACCUCUUGUAUACAUGCAGUAAUUCAUCUACCUGAUUUUAGUGGUUUAAAAUAUUUCAGAGCAGUAUGUGAUAUCCUUGGUUUUGUCAAUGAAGAUUUAUGUUUAGAUGCAACUGUGAGGAGAAGCAGAGUAAUUUGGGAAGAGUCCUGGGAUAUGUUAAACGCUAACAAACGUUUGAGAUAGUUCUGGAUAAAAUCACUGCUUCAGAUAUCAAAACAUUGUAUUGUAGAGGGUUUGUUUUUUUCAUACUGAGGCAUUUCUCCUGAAGUUCCCUGUAAGAGAUCAAUUUCAUGAGUUAAAACAACAGAGACACAUAGUUCACAUAAGUGUGUAGCCAACAUUUUUUGACCUCCUGCAGUGUACAGCUUGGUCAGGGCUAUCUAAACAUCAUCAACUCCUGUUGGUAUGUGUCACUACAAUGUCAAGUUAUUGUUCAAUAAUCUCUCAAGACAUGAAAAGAAUAUUUACUGCCUCGACUGUUUCAGGUAUUGUUGUAGUAGAAAGUUAAUGUAAAUAGUCAUCCUUUUGUUUUCAUGGAGCAAACUUCCUUUUUUUUUUAAGUUUGUUUGUCACUUUCUGCACACAUUGUUGUGAAGGUGAACUCUAAUAAAAUACUGUAUUCUUUAAAAACA